UCGAGGUUUUGCGGGAAAUGUCUUGAGAUUUCUGUUGAUUUUGACGUCAUUUCGAAUCAGAAGAUUUACCGUGUUAUAACAUAGCAUGAUGGAAUCAAGAACUGGUUGAUCUGAUGGUGUCUCGGAUAAGCCCAAGGGGCGCUGCCGGUAUUAAAUUUGUCGGAAACACUCGCUGACUUGACACCAACGAAGAAGUAAAAGUAAACUGCAACAUGGCGACUCCCAUGCAUAGAAUAAUAGCCAGGAGGCAAGCGGAGGCGAACAAACAACAUGUGCGCUGCCAGAAGUGUUUGGAGAUGGGACACUGGACGUAUGAGUGCACAGGGAAGCGGAAAUAUGUGCACAGACCAUCAAGAACAGUUGAGAUGAAAAAGAAGCUCAAGGAGAAUGAAAACAAACCCCUCAGCAUCACUGGACCAGGAAGAGAAGGAUCCAGUGAGAAGAAAAUAAAAAAGAAGGCAAAAGACACGAGCGACAGCAGCAGUGAUUCAGGCGGCUCCUCCAAUGACUCAUCUUCAGACAGCAGCGACUCCUCCAGCUCCUCUUCAGAUGACAGCGACAGCAGCAGUGACAGCGACGAUGACAGCUCUUCCUCAUCUUCCUCUUCCUCCUCCUCCUCUUCAUCCUCAGACAGCUCAGACUCAGGAAGCAGCAGCGAUUCAGAUCAAGGACCUCCAAAGAAGAAGAAAAAGAAGAAAUAAGUAUUUUGGAAGAAGUGGAGUUUCUUGCUGUUAUUUGUUUCCCAAAGUUUUUUUUUUUUAAAAAACCCAUCACAGCUGUUUGGAUCCGAAUGGUUUGGACAGUUGCACAGCUUUGUUAAUACCGGAUGAGAGGAGAACAAGGGACCGUUUUGAGUUGGCCAGCGUGACAUAUGUUCUGUUUUCAAAACAUUCCCCCUCUUACUUCUACUAGCGCUAUAUUUUCUCAAGUUUGUAGGUCUACUAAGAAUAUAAAGUUUAAAUAUCCGAGGAAACAGAUUUGAUUAUUGAUGCUAAAUCUUGGGAUUUUGUACUUGAAUAUAUUUUUAGUCAAACUUAAUCUGUACAGCUCACAACCUUUAUAGAGCAACGCCAUAUCUGGAGUAGAAAAUGUAUAAAACAUAAUGUGACCUUUUAAAGGAUACUGAAUACAAGUUAUGUUUUGUUAAAUCUAAAAUUAGUUUAAAGUUAGAAAGUCUUGUUGCUAAGAAUACAUUUGCUUGUUUCCCUGUGAAAUAAACUUGGCUUGUUUUUA
Molecule: messenger RNA, 1233 nt
Organism: Amphiprion ocellaris (clown anemonefish)
Lineage: Eukaryota; Metazoa; Chordata; Actinopteri; Pomacentridae
Gene: zcchc10
Product: zinc finger, CCHC domain containing 10
Exons: 5
Coding region: 213-701 (162 amino acids)
Molecular function (GO): nucleic acid binding; zinc ion binding
Source: RefSeq, a predicted model, not a curated record